CCAUCUAUUUUAAAAAAUAAAAAAAUAUCCCUACAAACAAUCUCUCCUCCCCAAACAACUCUCAACAAUUCGCCAUUACAAUCAUCAUCACAAACCCCUAAGCUCCAAAAAUCCCCAAAAUCACUUAACCCCAACCCUAAUCUCAUGGACCAAGAAGACGAAGAUUCAUCAAUCUCGCCCGGUCCCACCGCAAACCCUAAGCCUAACCUCAAUCUCUACCACCGUAUCAUCAACUCCCCCGUCUUACAUUCCUCCAGCUCCCUCGAGAUACGCUUGUUCUACGUGCGCAUCACUCCCUGCGCCGUCGAUUACGUCCCCGAUCACCUCACUCUCUGCCACCUCCGCCGCGAAAUCGGCGUCUCGCUCGAUAUCAAUUCCGUUAAGAUUCCGGCGUCGGAGAGGUCCGCGAUUGCGCUGCGGCGAGACCGUGUCGAUAAGGAGAAUGCGGAGGUUACUUAUGUGAGUACUGAUAGUGUGAGGGUUACGGGGGCGGUGGAGUUCGAGGUGUUGGAGGAGGAGGAGAUGGUGUUGUGUGGGUCGUUGGAGAGGAUUGAGGGGAGUUGGAGUGGGGAGGUGGGGAGUGGGUGGAGUAUGGAUUGUUAUAUCGGUGGGAUUGCGAAUGGGAGUGGGGAUUCCGCGUUUUUUAAGCCAAAGCUGGGGAUUUCGUCGCCGUCGAUUGAGGUUUAUAUUGCGGGGUGUUGUUCUGGGGUGCCGGUUAUUUUGACUAAGACGAUUCAGGUGAGUCCGAGGAAGAAGAAUGUUAGGCAUGGGAUGCUGGACGCUAUUCCGGAGGAUGAGGAGGUGGAUAAGGAACGGAGGAAUGGGAAUGGGCUGGUUCAGAAUUUGAAAAUCCCGGUCACAGAUGCAGAAGUUGAUGAUUACGAUCCUGAUGGUAAAUUUGGACAGAGUUACUACUCAGAUGAUAUGUACCCUGUUGAGGAUGGCCAGCUUACUUGGUUUAAUGCGGGUGUAAGAGUUGGUGUAGGAAUAGGGCUUGGGAUGUGUCUUGGUGUUGGUAUUGGUGUAGGACUGCUCAUGCGCUCAUAUCAAGCAACAACCCGUAAUUUUAGGAGGCGUUUUUUUUGAACUUCUCUUCCCAGUUGGUGAGUGACAGUUGUGUAACAAAUAAUCAUGAACAGUAGUACUGCGUUGCUGAUGCGUGGGAUUAUGGAAGAUAUUAGUUUAUGUGGGUAAGCUGUUGUAAGUGUCAUGAGGCAGGCACUAUGCACCACAUCCUUGGUUUACUUGCAUGGUUCUUUAAUGAAAAGAUGGCUUGGCUUGUCAUCUCACGAGCUUUGGUACAGAAAAAUGUUUGGUUUAGAUGAGAACUUCUGGGACGGAUAUACAGUGACAUAAUGCUUCUUCCAGUCAAGUACUACUGCACCAGGCCAGGGUAGAAUUUUUCUACAGGGGGAGGUGGUAUGCGUUGUUGUCUUCUCUUUUGUAAAGUUUAAUGUGAUUAUCACUGCGGGAAGAGAUACUUUAAAAGAUUUUGUAGGUUUGAUUCUGCGAUUUCUGUAAAAGUUGCAGAAUAGUGGUUAGUUCUGUUAUGCAUUAAUCUUACCAUCCUUUUCUUUGUUUCUCUGUUUGUUAAAUUUGUAAUACUAGUUGCACUGUAAAAAUAAAUAAUAGUGCCAUACCAACUCUUGAAUAAAAUCUUUCACUGGAGUUGAGAUGUUA
Messenger RNA from Daucus carota subsp. sativus, 1680 nucleotides. RefSeq lists its product as uncharacterized. NCBI's taxonomy places the organism in Eukaryota, Viridiplantae, Streptophyta, Magnoliopsida, Apiales, Apiaceae. The coding region runs from base 145 to 1086 and encodes 313 amino acids. Gene Ontology annotation, molecular function: phosphoglycerate dehydrogenase activity. The record is from RefSeq and is a predicted model, not a curated record. The transcript has 2 exons.